CCGGGUGGUAGCGCCUAGUGAAGGCGCUCCGCUGCUUUCGGGCUGAGCGCAAAAGAGGCACGAUUUUACAGCGGCCGCAAUUCGCCGGCUAUUAUAUAUAGCUGGUGUGCAGGGAGACGAAGUGCAGACAGGUGCCUGGUUAUCUUAAAAGUUAUUUUCUUCUGCAAAGUUGCGGACACGCUGAAUUUGAAAAAUAUUUAGCUAGAUACAUAAUAAUAUUUCCGUUUCUGUAACUACUAAUUGUAAAAAAAUAAUAUAUUUAGAAGUGGUAAAGUAAAAGUAGACAUUUUAAGUAUUUGUAAUUUUUAUAAUGAAAAGGUUUUCACCAAAGCCUCUUCAUAAUAUUGCUAAACAUGCUUCAAAGUCUUCGGUGACUGUCGUGGAGCAAGUUGGUAUGAUCUCCCAGAAGAGCCCGGAGACCAAAGCCUUCACCAGCUUCGCACCAGUCGGCGAGGAGCCCCAGGAGAGCGACGUGCGCAACGCGCACCAGCAGGACCAAGCGCUAAAUGUUGCUCUCCCGAGGGUUCGGCCUCCACACCCACUUGGUUAUGAGAACUUUGCUUAUGACGCUGGCAGCCAGAGAGAGGUGUACCCACAGGCCACCUGUACUGUCCAUUGCACCAUCCGCAUCAUGGGCACCAGGGACCCGACCUGCUCCCGCAUCCUGGAGACCCGGCUCAGCUGCCUGCCAGGCUUGGUGGCUGCCCAGGUGAAUUUUGAAGCUGGUCGUGCUUGGGUAGAGUUUGACCCUAUAGCUCUUACCAUCAAGGAAAUCUGCCAUGAAAUCCAACAAAUGGGUUUUGGCGCCACAGAGGAAGAGGAGGAGGAGGAAGAAGUGGGCCUGGUAAAAAUCUUGGUGGGGGGCAUGACGUGCACAUCCUGCGUGAGCACCAUCGAGGGCAGGCUGGGCCAGCAGCUGGGUGUACGAGGUGUCAGUGUGUCUCUGAGUAACGGGGAGGCCGUAGUGGCCUUUUCUCGCACCCUGCUCCUUCCCGAGCAUCUGAGGAGCCUAAUUGAAGAGAUGGGCUUCUCUGCCAGCCUGGCCAGCAAGGAGGCAGACCAAGGCGCAGGGGAGAGGAAGCCCUCUCUGUCUUCCCUCAGAACCUUCAGCCAACAGCCCUGGUCAGCAGUCACCAUUGCUAUUACAGGCAUGACUUGUGGCUCAUGCGUCCGCUCCAUAGAGCAGAACCUGAGUCAGAGGGCAGGUGUGAACUGUGUGCGGGUGUCUCUGGCCGAGGAGAAGGGAACUGUGCUGUACGACCACGACCUCACCAGCCCAGCAGAGCUCAGGGCUGCCAUUGAGGACAUGGGUUUCCAUGCAUCACUGACAGAACCAAGCUGUCCAGCAGGUAGACAGAAGCAGCAGGUGAGCUCAGGGGAAGACGCUGGAGCACAUGGCAGCAGUUCCCAGGCCUGCCCCUCCCCCAGCGAGACAUUCCAGCACGCAACGGUGAACUCCAGCCCUGCUCGACAGGAAGCGGGAACACAGAAGUGCUUCUUUCGAGUUACGGGCAUGACCUGCGCUUCCUGCGUGGCAAACAUAGAGCGGAACCUGCAGAAACAGACAGGGGUAGUCUCUGUGCUUGUGGCCCUGAUGGCAGGCCAGGCUGAGGUCAGGUAUGACCCACAGGUCCUGAACACAGCCGAAAUCGCACAGUUCAUUCGGGCCUUGGGCUUCGGUGCUGAGCUCAUAAAGGAUGCCGCUGUCACAGAUGGGAAGCUGGACCUCGUGGUCACAGGGAUGACCUGCACAUCAUGCGUCCACAGCAUCGAGGCCCGGCUGGCUAGCACAAAGGGGGUUUUAGAGGCUUCUGUUGCCCUGGCAACCAGCAAAGCACACAUCAAGUUUGACCCCGAGGUAGUGGGACCACGGGAUAUCAUCAGGAUUAUUGAGGGUUUGGGUUUCAGUGCUGCUCUCAUGGAGAGAGAGGGGAUCAGUAGCCGCCUAGACCACCAAGAAGAGAUUCGAGAGUGGAGGAACUCAUUCCUGUUCAGCCUGGUGUUCGGGCUUCCAGUAAUGGGCUUGAUGAUCUACAUGAUGGUGAUGGACAGCCAGCACCAGGGGGGGGGGUCCAUGCACCAGGGCCAGAACGUGCUGCCCGGCCUGUCCAUCCUCAACCUGGCCUUCUUCCUGCUCUGCACCCCAGUUCAGAUCUUUGGGGGGCGCUACUUCUAUAUCCAAGCCUACAAAUCUCUAAAACACGGGGUAGCCAAUAUGGACGUGCUGAUCGUGCUGGCCACCUCCAUAGCAUACGCUUACUCCUGCGUCAUGCUCUUGGUGGCCAUGGCCGAGCGAGCGGAGCACAGCCCCGUCACCUUCUUCGACACGCCUCCCAUGCUCUUCGUCUUCAUCGCUCUGGGUCGCUGGCUGGAGCAUGUAGCCAAGAGCAAGACAUCAGAGGCCCUGGCCAAGCUGAUGUCCCUACAGGCCACUGACGCCACAGUGGUGACGCUGGGCACAGACAACUCCAUCCUGAGUGAGGAGCAGGUGUCAGUGGAUCUGGUCCAGAGGGGUGACAUCGUGAAGGUGGUUCCGGGAGGGAAGUUUCCUGUGGAUGGGAAGGUGAUGGAGGGAAGCUCCAUGGCUGACGAGUCGCUCAUUACAGGAGAACCGAUGCCUGUCACCAAAAGGGCAGGCAGCACCGUGAUUGCUGGUUCUGUCAACGCCCACGGCUCCUUGCUGGUGCAGGCCACCCACGUGGGAGCAGACACUACACUCUGCCAGAUUGUGAAGCUGGUGGAAGAGGCACAGACCUCCAAGGCUCCAAUCCAGCAGUUUGCGGACAGGCUGAGUGGGUACUUCAUCCCGUUCAUCGUCGCGGUGUCCGUGCUGACACUCGUGGUCUGGCUGCUCAUCGGCUUUCUGGACUUUGGCGUUGUGAAGAAGUAUUACCCUGGCUUUGACCCCACCAUCUCCCGGACGGACGUGGUGAUCCGCUUCGCCUUCCAGGCCUCGAUCACAGUGCUGUCCAUCGCUUGUCCCUGCUCACUGGGCUUGGCCACGCCUACGGCUGUCAUGGUGGGCACUGGUGUGGGUGCACAGAAUGGCAUCCUCAUCAAGGGAGGGGAGCCGCUGGAGAUGGCCCACAAGAUCCAGGUCGUGAUGUUCGACAAGACGGGCACCAUCACGGAGGGGGCGCCGCGCGUCACGCGUGUGCUGGUGCUGUGGGAGCGCAGGCGGCUGCCGCUGCGGGAGGUGCUGGCUGUGCUGGGCACCGCCGAGGCCAGCAGCGAGCACCCGCUGGGCGUGGCCGUGGCCAAGUACUGCAAGGAGGAACUGAAGACGGAAGCCCUGGGAUACUGCACUGACUUCCAGGCGGUUCCUGGUUGUGGCAUCAGCUGCAAGGUGUCCAACGUGGCGGCAUUGCUGCAGGUCGAGCCCAAGGGGGGCGAAGCCCAGAGCGCGCAGGUGCUGCUGCCAGGCGUCCCUGAGGAUGAGAGCUGCCUGGUCCACAUGGCAGAGCUUCACGCAGCAGGCCCCUCCUCCACCCCCUCCUACUCUGUGCUGAUUGGUAACAGAGAGUGGAUGAGGCGGAACGGCCUACAGGUGACCGCCGAUGUGGAGGACGCAAUGUCCAGUCAUGAGUCCAAAGGACAGACUGCCAUCUUGGUGGCCAUUGAUGGGGUUCUUUGCGCCAUGUUAGCCGUGGCAGACACGGUGAAGGCCGAGUCAGCCUUGGCCAUCCACACCCUGAACAACAUGGGCAUUGAUGUGGUGAUGAUCACCGGGGACAACCGAAAGACAGCCAAAGCCAUCGCCGCUCAGGUGGGCAUCAGGAAAGUAUUCUCUGAGGUCCUGCCCUCCCACAAAGUGGCCAAAGUGAAGGAACUCCAGGAGCGUGGCUGGAAGGUGGCCAUGGUGGGUGAUGGCAUUAACGACUCUCCAGCCCUCGCCCAGGCUGACAUGGGCAUUGCCAUUGGCACGGGCACCGACGUGGCUAUUGAAGCGGCCGACGUCGUGUUGAUCAGGAAUGAUCUACUGGAUGUGGUGGCUAGUAUUGAAUUAUCUAAGAAGACGGUCCAGAGAAUCAGGAUCAACUUUGUGUUUGCUCUGUUCUACAACCUGCUGGGAAUACCCAUAGCAGCAGGCGUCUUCAUGCCCAUCGGCCUGGUACUCCAGCCGUGGAUGGGCUCCGCAGCGAUGGCAGCCUCCUCUGUCUCGGUGGUGCUGUCAUCUCUUCUCCUCAAGCUGUACAAGAAGACGUCUGUGGAGCACUAUGAGAUGCUGGCCCAGGGCCGGAUGAAGACCCUCAGCCCAUCCCAGAUCAGCACGCAUGUGGGCCUGGAUGACCGCUCGCUCUAUUCCCCGCUGUCCCGCCGGUGCUCACCUUGGGGGCACUGGUCCCUGCGGGGCAUCCUGAAGGAGGCCGACCUUGUUGUAUAGGCUUCAGGUGUAGGGGGGGUGGGGCGGAGGGCACUCCAUAAAGGCACUCUGUCAUCCCUCAUUAAAGCCACGUGAACAGCAUUGCUCUGUGUAUGCAGCUGGAGCUCACUGCCUAUUUAACUGUCAGUGCAAAUGCAGUGUCGCACUACACAUCACAAAACAUACGGCCCACCCGCCAACCACCUGGCUAGACGUCUGCCUUCUGCAUCCAGGAGGGUGAUGGAACAGAGUCUCUGUGAUGCUGAGGAUGUUUAUCUCAAAGCCUUCUUUUUGCACCCCUGAAUCCGCUGUACGUCCUAUGCUUUCUCUUCAGACUGUUCUGCAUUAUGACCCUUUGCGCUCCAGGAUGAAGUUUCUUUUCCUUAUGCAAAUUUUUUAAUAAUUACACCAGACUUUUUACAUGCUAAAACAAGACCAGUUAAAAUCUCAAUGGAACAAAAGUACAUUUUUUUUAUCUUCUGAAAAUACUUUGAUGUGAACACUGUUUUCAUGAUGAACAGCUGCCCCUUGGGCACUGACCUGUGAGCACCCAUGCUUAUGAACCCAGUGUUAUCGCUGAAUCUGUCAUUCAAUGCUUAGGCCUUACAGUUUGUUGCUAUCCAGGAGAUGGCUGACAUGAGUAUGUGCAUCAGUCAUCUACUAAUUUCUCUUGACUGGAAGUAAUAAUAUAAUAUGACUGAGUUAUUUCUGCAUAUCAUACAUCCUAAAACUACAACCUUUUAUAGGUGUUUUAUAGGUUAGGACACUGUGGCUCUGAUUGAAAGGUCAUGGGUUCAAAUCUCCUUCUUGUCCGAGUGAGAGGGCUGUUAACCCCAAUUGUCCAGGUACUUGCUGAGUCACUGUGGAUAAAAAUUAAUUGUAAUUUAAAAUAUAUAUAUAUACCUUCCUACAAGA
This is a messenger RNA of Paramormyrops kingsleyae, 5278 nucleotides long. RefSeq names its product ATPase copper transporting beta (gene atp7b). Gene Ontology annotation, biological process: monoatomic cation transport; copper ion homeostasis. Gene Ontology annotation, molecular function: P-type divalent copper transporter activity; ATP hydrolysis activity; copper ion binding. Lineage: Eukaryota; Metazoa; Chordata; Actinopteri; Osteoglossiformes; Mormyridae. Gene Ontology annotation, cellular component: membrane. The record is from RefSeq and is a predicted model, not a curated record.